GUACGCAGCUUGCGUCUUGGCUGGUAUUUGAAUAGUUUUAAAACAAUCAUAUAUUUAUAGGCUUCAUCAAAAGAGCAGAAACGAAAAUAAAUGGUGUUCAGCGUACACGGUCCCACCCUAGCCAGUAACGAACAAUCCUUCGCUGGCGCGCGCUUCGUGAAUUCAACUUUCUCUCAGGACGGAAAAAAUUAUGUCGUUCUUUUCUGAGGCAGAACAUAGGUUUUUACCAAUUCCAGAGGAUGGCAGAAUCGAAACGAAAUCAUUUUUGGAUGCUGCAAGUGAAGUAGUUCCAUUUUUCGGUGAGUAUUGGUCACAUGACCUGGCUCUCUCAUUNCAAUUUAUCAUCAUUUUUCUCCAGGAUGUUCUCACAGGAGAGCCUGAUCUCGUAAAAUGUGCCAAGAAGGCCUAUGAGGGUUCACUAAAGAGAUUUCACGGCUGGAUGGUGCAAGGAAUUUUUUCAGUAAGUUCUACUUCCCUGUGAACCUUUGCAGCAUUUGAUAUCCCUAGCUAGCCUCAUAAUAUAGUUGUCCAUAGCAAGACCCAAUUUAUUGCCAGCUUAGUGAGUGGGGCCAUUAACCUUGCCCCAUCACACUCCUUCCUCCCACCUCUCCCUUGUAACAACAACUAUUGAUUAAUUUUGAGCUGCUAUGUAUAUUUGUACUUAACAAAUUCAACAUUUGCUUAGAUACUCUUUAGAUGGAUAUUGCUCACAAUGCCAUAGUUUGUGUCUACCCUGCUCAGUUGAUAGAUCUGGUAUGCACUCCAGAUUGUACUUGUUAUAUGACAACUAGAUGACAGUCUUUGAAGUACUGUAAAUGGCUGCUUGCAAGCCCCUCCCGUAGGCCCAGCUACAGGCACCUGUAAACCAAAAAUACAUCCGGUUAUAAG
Orbicella faveolata is the source of this 888-nucleotide messenger RNA. Its product is annotated as glycolipid transfer protein-like. The record is from RefSeq and is a predicted model, not a curated record. Lineage: Eukaryota; Metazoa; Cnidaria; Anthozoa; Scleractinia; Merulinidae. Gene Ontology annotation, biological process: intermembrane lipid transfer; ceramide transport. Gene Ontology annotation, cellular component: cytosol; membrane; cytoplasm. Gene Ontology annotation, molecular function: ceramide 1-phosphate binding; ceramide 1-phosphate transfer activity.